Messenger RNA from Sinocyclocheilus rhinocerous, 1050 nucleotides. Its product is annotated as uveal autoantigen with coiled-coil domains and ankyrin repeats-like. The transcript is spliced from 8 exons. Bases 1 to 1050 code for a protein of 349 amino acids. Gene Ontology annotation, molecular function: actin binding. The record is from RefSeq and is a predicted model, not a curated record. NCBI's taxonomy places the organism in Eukaryota, Metazoa, Chordata, Actinopteri, Cypriniformes, Cyprinidae.
AUGAAGAGAAGCAAUGAUCUGGAAAAAAAGAAUGAGAGCCAACAGGAGACACUAAAGAAGUUCCAUCAGGAACAGAGAACGCUGCUCGAUAAAGUUAACAUGCUUCAGCAUCAACUCAGCCAGGAAAAGUCAACAGUGGAGGACAUUCACAAGGAGAGAGAAGAGCUGAAGCUUUUACUUUCUGUCAAAGAGAAGGAGGAAGGAGCCAGCGCUGUUGAGACUGUGAGAGUCCAGCAGCGGAGUCAUUUGGGAGAUUACCCUGGCCAGUCUGUGAUCAAAGGAAAAGACAAUGUAUUAGUGCGACAGUCACAUAGCUUGGAUUCUGCUCAGAUAUUACAGCCUACAGGACCAUCUCGAUCUGUGGCUCGACCUUUGGAGCGGUCUCGGCCAGUGGCUGGUGAUCCUGAGACACUUCGUCAAGAGCUUGAAUGUGUCCGCAGACAGCAGGAGGCUGCACAAGAGGAGGUGGGCCCCCUCCAAAAGGCUCUAGCAUGCAAGUCUCAGGAGUGUGAGAAGCUGACCAGGAAGUGUGAGACUAUCAAACGUGAGUCGGAUCAGCAGAUACACGAGCUAGAGGAAGCCAUGGGAGAUGUGCAGAAGCGAAUGAUAGACUCUGAGGCAAAGGUGAAACAGCUUCAGGCUCAUGUGGUGGCGGUAAAGGAGCAUCUCAAUAACAAAGUUGUUGAUGACCUCAAAGCACAGCUGAAUGAGGUGAAGGCAAAGUAUGAGGGUGCUUCUGCUGAGGUUGGGCGGGUCAGGAAUCAUUUAAAGCAGAGUGAGAAAGCUUUGGAGGAGUAUAAGAAAGGUGAAGGUCUGCUGGCUGUGGAGGUUGAGAGUCUCACUGCAGAGCUGAGUGCAAUGCGAGAGGACCAUAAAAACAUGGAGGAGACACUCUUAAACAUGGAGGGUCAAGUGAAGACUGCAGAGGCCAGGUUGACAUCAGUGGUUCCAGGAGAGAAGUUUGACAACAUGAAGAACCUCCUUACCAAUGCUGUGGAUGAGAAGGAGCUACAGUUGGCUGCAGCACUCAGUGCACUCCUCUCAGAUUAA